Molecule: messenger RNA, 2424 nt
Organism: Phytophthora infestans T30-4
Lineage: Eukaryota; Oomycota; Peronosporomycetes; Peronosporales; Peronosporaceae
Exons: 1
Coding region: 1-2424 (807 amino acids)
Source: RefSeq, a predicted model, not a curated record
AUGCCUUGUGGCUCCAGUGCUGGUAGCUCCUCGUUACCUUCAUCGAUCUCGUCCAGCGAGCACAAGAGUGACUCAAGCUCUGCAAACAGCCACGUUCUACUUCCCCAGCCAUCGAGUGCGGCCCCACCAAGGACAACGGACCAGGUGAUUGAACUGUCCGUUUCGUCCGAGGAACUCGCGAACUGGAGGCGACGAGAGCAACAAGCCCAGACGGAGCCGAUGCCAUGGCCCGGUCGCACCCGUAGCGUCUUGCGCCGAUACUCACCGUUGGUCCCUCCUACGGCGUUGCUCAUCGCUCUGGUGGUGCUGCUCGUGCAAGACCUCGCGAAUGCGCACAGCAAUGCUGACUCAUCAGAUUUGCCCAAUGGACCAGCUCCACCGGCUUUGCUAUGGAGCCCCUGUUCCCUGGACAACGCUGUCGCCAACGCUUAUAACCUGUCGGCGCAGUGUGCAACCGUAACGCUUCCACUGUGCUACGAAGGUGUCUGCAAAGCCGAAGAUGAGAACACUACAAUUGCCGUGUCAUUUAAGCGGAUACCAGCGUUCGGAACUAAUGACAUGGGUGCAAGUCUACAAACUGUAUGGUAUCUUCCCGAUCGACCUGAUUUCCAGACUCCUGAAGAAGUAGAGCUGCAAAUGACGCUCUUGUACGAAGAGCUACGCGGCGACAUGGACAUCUACACGCUUGACUUUCGAGGCAGUGGUGAUAGCUCAGCUCUCUCGUGCAAUGCAUCGGACGGCUCACCGCUUCAAACCGCCAUUUUUGCUAGACACGGUAAAGCUCUUGAUCCAAGCGACGUCCAGGCAUGUGUAUAUCGACUGAAUGAAUUAGGAUACACCAACCUCAGGGCAUUUUCCCUGGCCAGUGCCGCCCAGGAUAUCGAAAGGGUCAUCAACCAAUUCCAGUCAGAUUCGCAGGCUAUCGUGUAUGCAUUAGGCUAUGGCACACUUGUAGCCCAGCAACUCAUGCAACAGGGCGUUUCACAGAUUAUCGGCUACGUGUUUGACGGUGCACUUGGAAACGCAAAGUAUCUUAUACCCGGAAUUGAGACGGUCUCACACCAUGUUUCCAAAAGUGACGAAGACUUCGGAGAGGUGGCCAUCGAUUUCUUGAUAUGGUGCCAAGGUGAUGCGGAUUGCUCCAAAAGGUUCUCCGAAGCGAGCUCGAGCACGACUCUGAACCAGACACUUGCAGAAGUGUACACUCGCCUUGAUGCUGACACUGCAUCCGCGUGCUCCAUGAUCCUUACGGAUGUUAAUACAAGCAAGAACAGCAAGUUCGCUACAGCCACAACGACGCCGCCGUCGUACACACUUCGCCAACUACUUGGAGUAAUGAUGAAGGACUCCACCUUGUGGCCAUUCAUCCCAGUUAUUGCUUACCGCUUUCACCGAUGCGGUUCCGAAGACCUCACGCUGCUUUCGCAGUUUGUUAACUCCACAUUCGUAACUGAUACUGACACCGACAACCCGGAACUGCUGUUUGUAGUCCAGGCCUUCAGCGAGCUGUGGGAAGUACCAUCCCCCGACCACACCGAGCUGUUGGAGCGCUUCACCGAUACUUCAAUCAGCUCUGGUCGAGUGUACACUCAGCUAGACGCCUACUGUUUGUUCACAGGCGACACCUCCGAAGCUUGCGGCAACACCACAGUAUCAGGGUCGAAUUCUUCACCUGUCGAGUCCACGCUAUCAUACACGGCAAACACCACUGUGACUGCCUUUCCAUCUGGAACCAGUCUACUGUUGCUGAGCGGAGGGCUGGAUGCGCUCUCGGCGCCCAAGUAUUCCACAGCACUUUUCCACGAGUUCCAGACCGAUAACAAAGCACUUCUCGUGGCUUCAAAGAGCACGCACGGUGUAGUUCAGUCAGGUCUGCUGUCGAAUGGCACUGCGUGUGCUCGGAAGGUGCUGGCAUCGUAUGUGCGCAGCAGAGGCAAUCUGACUUUGCUCGACAUAUCGUGUAUUUCUGCACUACCCACGCCGAGUCUCGCCAUCUCCAAUAUAUCGAGUCUGUUGGUGCUUGGCGUGGAAGAUGCAUAUGACGGGGUACUUUUGACAACCAACAGCAGCAGCCGUGGCGGUAUCGAUGGUUUGACCGAUAGUGGCAGCUCCGAUUCAGGUGCGUCGUCUGGCUCGACAUUGGACGAGCUAAAUCACCAGGUCUCGGCGCUGGAUAGUUCCCGGCAUCGUUACAAAGUUGCUCUAAUCGUGGUGACUUGCGUACUGGGGGCCGUGUCGCUCGUUGGCGUAGUGGCGGUAAUCUACCGGCGGCACCGCAAACACCAGCUCGCUGGCGAGCAGGAGAUGCUGCGACGCAUGCGCGGCGACGAAGAAAACGAGCUCGAGCUCGUACAUAGCAUCUACCUGCUCUCAUCCAGCUCCCCCAGAAGCGGAGAGCACGCACCAACUCCUCAGGUGGCGUGA